Lactuca sativa (garden lettuce) is the source of this 648-nucleotide messenger RNA. RefSeq lists its product as uncharacterized. Lineage: Eukaryota; Viridiplantae; Streptophyta; Magnoliopsida; Asterales; Asteraceae. The record is from RefSeq and is a predicted model, not a curated record.
AUGGAUACAGAUGAUGAUACUGUGUAUUUCAUGUUGCUUUCUUGGUAUUGGAUGUUUUUAGCUUCGACAAGAAUAGAAAGGAUAAGCGACUUGAAUUUGACAUUGACCGGUCAUGCAUUUACGCAAGAAUUGUUGCAUGGAUCUUCUUUACAAUGUCAUGAGUUGAUGCGUCUUUCACGGGAAGCAUAUGUACUACUAUGCAACGAUUUUAAACAAAAAAAUUGGUUGCAAAGUAGUCGGUCAAUAAGUGUUGAAGAAAAGUUAGCUAUCUUUUUAACAAUUAUCGGGCACAAUGAGCGGUUUCGAAUGGUUAAAUGUAGAUUUCAACACUCAACAGAAACAAUUCAUAGGUGUUUUCAUGAGGUUCUAAAUGCGAUGAUGAACUUUGUAAGAGAAAUUAUUGUGUCAACAUCUUCUAAUGAAACAGUAAACACAUCAGGACGACAUAGAUGGUUGAAAGAAAUAUUUCCGGGAGCGAUAGGUGCAUUAGAUGGAACUCUUGUACAUACAGUCGUGUCCGCCGGUCAACAAACUCGUUAUAGAGGAAGAGGAAAAGACAAAUAUUACCUUUGUGAUGCCGCAUACACCAACACUCGUGGAUUUAUGGCUCCCUACCGAAUUACGAGGUACUGGUUAUCCGAUUUCUGA